AAUAUAAAAGUCAACCGUCAGUCGCAUUUUUGAAACCAACGAACACAUUAUUUCAGUCUGAGGAUGAUCAAGAUUGCCGUUCUGGUUGCCCUCGUGGCUGUUGCCUCUGUAAAUGCUUCGUUCCAAACUGGCAAGGUAAGCCCGACUGGUCGCAUCGUUGGUGGUGAGGAUGUCGACAUCACUGAAGUACCCUACCAGGUAUCUCUCCAGGUCUUCGGCUCGCACAUUUGCGGUGGUGCCAUCAUCUCCGAGACCUGGAUCUUGACCGCUGCUCACUGCAUGGUUUACCCCAGAAGAUGGUUCACCGUUCGCGCCGGUUCCACCGUCUCCAGCAUUGGCGGCAGCCGUACAUCACUCAGUUCAGUGGUGAACCACGCAAGCUACAGUUCAAACAGAUGGGGAAUUCCGAUCAACGACAUCGCUCUGCUCCAACUGGCAUCAGCCCUCACCCUGGACUCCACCCGUCAACCCAUCUCUCUGUACGCCGUUGACGAAGAAGCCGCCGUCGGUUCUGUCGCUGUCAUAACCGGAUGGGGUACUCUUACCGAGGGAGGCAGGGCUUCCAGAACUCUCCAGACUGUCUCUGUCCCCGUUAUUUCCAAGACUGAAUGCAACAGCGCCUACAGCGUCUGGGGAGGACUUCCCGAUGGUCAAAUCUGUGCCGCGUAUCCUAAGGGAGGCAAGGACGCCUGCCAGGGUGACUCUGGUGGUCCCCUCGCCAUCAGCGGACGUCUCGCUGGUGUCGUUUCCUGGGGUAACGGAUGUGCCCGCGCUGGAUGGCCCGGUGUAUACACCGAGGUCGCUUCCUACCGCAGCUGGAUCUCCACCAACUCUGGAGUCUAAGAAGUAGUCUCUCCAUUGCACCUCGACUACCUUUCAAUCAACCGCGGGGCGUAAUUUCAUUCACGAUAUUUUGAUAUCAUG
Molecule: messenger RNA, 924 nt
Organism: Diprion similis
Lineage: Eukaryota; Metazoa; Arthropoda; Insecta; Hymenoptera; Diprionidae
Product: trypsin-1-like
Exons: 2
Coding region: 64-843 (259 amino acids)
Biological process (GO): proteolysis
Molecular function (GO): serine-type endopeptidase activity
Source: RefSeq, a predicted model, not a curated record